AUGUCGAAGAAGAGAAAGUACAGUGAAAAUUAUGUAGCUUUUGGUUUUACCUUUAUUACUGAUAGUGAUGGCAGCAAAAGGCCGCAAUGUUUUCUAUGUGGUAAAGUCCUUGCCAAUGCAAGUUUGAAGCCAGCGAAACUGAAAGAGCACCUCAUAUCUAUUCAUCCUAAAAAUGCACUGGAUAGUGUUGAUUCUUUUCGUUCUAAGAAGGCUCGAUUUGAGAAAUCAGGGACUUUGCCGAAGUUCGGAUUCAUCAAGACGCAGAAGCCUUGCCUUGAAGCAUCUUAUAAGGUCGCUUACCGCAUUGCCAAGGCAAAGAAAGCUCACACUAUCGGAGAGACAUUGAUAAAACCGUGUGCUCUGGAAAUGACUGAGCUAGUAUGUGGCACAGAACAAAGAAAGAAACUUGAAGCCGUUUCCUUGUCAAACGAUACCAUCAGCUCCAGAAUUAUUGACAUUUCUAAUAAUAUUCUGAAACAAGUAAUGGAGGAACUUAAAGCAUCACCAUUUCCAUUUAGCAUGCAACUGGAUGAAAGCACAGAUGUCUCUCAGUGUGCCCAGCUUCUUGUAUAUGUUCGUUAUAUGCACGCUGAUGCAAUUAAAGAAGAAUUCCUAUUUUGCGAGCCUCUCUCAGAAACUACAAAGGCUGCAGACGUAUUAGAGAUGGUGAACAAUUUCUUUGCCAAACAAGACUUCAAUUGGAAGAGAAAUAUUGGUAGUUUGUGUACCGACGGAGCGCCCGCAAUGCUUGGAAAAACCUCAGGGUUUGCUUCGUUGGUAAAGAAAGAAGCUCCUCACAUCAUUGUGACUCAUUGCUUUCUACAUCGACAUGCAUUGGCAUCAAAAACUCUAUCACCAGCUUUAAAAGAAAUUUUGUCUGUUUCUGUAAAGAUCGUCAACUUUGUCAGAGCUCGAGCUUUAAACAAUCGUAUAUUCAAAAGACUUUGCCAAGAAAUGGGUGCACAACAUGAAGUACUUUUGUACCACACUGAAGUUCGCUGGCUUUCGAGAGGUCAAGUUUUGAAGCGUUUGAUGGAACUGAGAAAGGAAGUUUCAUUCUUCUUACGAGAAAAACAAAAUCCUCUAUCAGUGCAAUUUGACAGAAAGGAGUUUCUUUAUGGCUUAGCUUACUUGGCAGAUAUUUUCGGUCAUUUGAAUGAAGUAAAUCUGUCAUUUCAAGGACCAGAUGUAACGAUUAUGGACGUUACAGAAAGACUGCAGGCUUUUCAAGCAAAGCUUCCUUUGUGGAAAAGAAGACUUGAGACAGACAACUUUGCCAACUUCCCAAUGCUGGAGGAAGUGAUCUCUCAAACUCGAAUCGAUAAUACUGAAGCCCUGCUUUCCUCUCUACGUGGAAAUAUGUGCGAAAAUUUAGACAGAUUGCAGCAAUCUUUUGAAAGUUAUUGCUCACAUGAUCCGAAUUUUGAAUUGUGGAUUCGCAACCCAUUUCUUGCAGAUCUAAAUUCUAUUGGUGAUGACGAUCUUGCCAAAGAUGACCUCAUUGAGUUGAGGACAAUGCAAAUGCUAAGGAGCGAAUUCAAUUCAAAGAACCUUGCAGAAUUCUGGUGUUCCUUGGCACAAGCGUAUCCUCGCCUGGUGAAGAGAGCCAUGGUUUCUCUUAUUCCUUUUGCUACUACCUACCUCUGUGAGGCAGGGUUUUCUGCUCUUCUUGCUAUCAAAACGAAACAGCGAAAUCGGUUGGAUGCUAAGGACAACAUGCGUGUGGCCCUGGCAAAAACCGUCCCACAAUUUCGUGUUCUUGUUGAAGAUAAGCAGGAGCAACCUUCGCAUUGA
Messenger RNA from Xenia sp. Carnegie-2017, 1794 nucleotides. Its product is annotated as protein ZBED8-like. The record is from RefSeq and is a predicted model, not a curated record. Bases 1 to 1794 code for a protein of 597 amino acids. The transcript has a single exon. Lineage: Eukaryota; Metazoa; Cnidaria; Anthozoa; Malacalcyonacea; Xeniidae.